AAGGUCGCGGGGGCACGAGACGUUCCUUUCGCUGCUCCGGUCGCUAUGUAGUGGCGGGGCAGCCACUGUCUUGCAAGUUCUGGAAGAUUCUUGGACUACGGCAGUAGAAUUUCUAGUUGUCGGCCUCGGGUUCCUGCCCGCUCAGCGGAGCCGCUGUCGCCAUGUUCGGCUGCUUGGUGGCCGGGAGGCUGGUACAAACAGCUGCACAGCAAGUGGCAGAAGAUAAAUUUGUAUUUGAUUUGCCUGAUUAUGAAAAUAUCAACCAUGUUGUGGUUUUUAUGCUUGGAACCGUUCCAUUUCCUGAGGGAAUGGGAGGCUCUGUCUACUUUUCCUAUCCUGAUUCAAAUGGAAUGCCAAUAUGGCAACUCCUAGGAUUUGUCACAAAUGGGAAGCCAAGUGCCAUCUUCAAAAUUUCAGGUCUUAAAUCUGGGGAAGGAAGCCAACAUCCAUUUGGAGCCAUGAAUAUUGUGCGGACUCCAUCUGUGGCUCAGAUUGGAAUCUCAGUGGAAUUACUGGACAGCUUGGCUCAGCAGACUCCUGUAGGAAAUGCUGCUGUAUCAUCAGUCGAUUCAUUCACUCAGUUCACACAGAAGAUGCUGGACAACUUCUACAAUUUUGCUUCAUCAUUUGCCAUCUCUCAGGCCCAGAUGACACCUCGUCCAUCUGAAAUGUUCAUUCCAGCAAAUGUGGUUCUGAAAUGGUUCUGAAAUGUGUCAUGUUUUGAAGAUAAACGGCUCCACUUAAAAGCAUGAAGUGAAAAGGAUCAUGAAGCCUAAGUCUAAGAGCUGCUGAGUGACUGUGAAGCUUCAUUAAAAUGUCAUAAAACUGAA
This is a messenger RNA of Echinops telfairi (small Madagascar hedgehog), 830 nucleotides long. It is a transcript of the gene HIKESHI, whose product is annotated as heat shock protein nuclear import factor hikeshi. Gene Ontology annotation, biological process: protein import into nucleus. Gene Ontology annotation, molecular function: nuclear import signal receptor activity; Hsp70 protein binding. NCBI's taxonomy places the organism in Eukaryota, Metazoa, Chordata, Mammalia, Afrosoricida, Tenrecidae. The record is from RefSeq and is a predicted model, not a curated record. Gene Ontology annotation, cellular component: nucleus; cytosol. The transcript is spliced from 5 exons. The coding region runs from base 162 to 707 and encodes 181 amino acids.